UGAGCCGGCUGUUAGAGGCACGGAAGCGAUCCUGUAUGCUGCUUUGGAGUUUCCUCAGAUUAAGAAAGUCAUUGUCAUGUCUUCUGUGCUUGCGCUGGCUCCUGUGACUGCGUUAUUCACCAAGGACAUUUCGAUAAAGGACAACACCGGAGAAAUUAUCCCCGUCGACAUGAACAUGUCUUUCCCGGAAGAUUCUCACGGCCACGCACUCAAAUACGCUGCUUCGAAGAUCCUUGCGCACCAAGCGACACGCUCAUUUUUGAAGAACAACAGUCCUCAUUAUAACCUGAUUACACUCCACCCGACAUACGUCCUGGGACCUAGUAUGGUUCAGAAGAUCCCGGGCGAGCUUAGUGGCAUGAACGCGCUCUUCUGGUUGUCGAUUAUUUCAGGCCAAACUCAAAUCGCCAAUGCCUGGGUGCAUGUUCACGAUGUCGCAGAUGCACACAUCAAAGUGCUGGAGAAAGAUGUCCAGAGUGGAACAGAGUUCAUUUUAUCCAGACCGUCUGUGUCCUGGGAGCAUGCGGCGAAUUUCAUCAAGAAAAAGUAUCCAGACGUGGAGUGUAAGCUGGAACCGCCUUUUGAGGGGCAUUGGGCGCUGGAUACCACUGCUGCUGAUCGCAUACUGGGUAUGAAGUGGAGGUCGGAGGAACAAAUCAUUAGGGAUGUUAUUGAGCAGCAGCUGUCAUUAAGGGCAGGAGCUCGUAACUAGGGGACUAGGGUUGGGAUUAAUUCUUCAGGAUGCUAUGCGAGGAAUUUCUGUUUCGAGAAAUCAGGGAUGGACAGUAAUAAGUAAUUAAUGGCGAGAUGGCACUGUUGUAAUGCAGAAUGAAAGCUUCGGAUCGGAAAUUAGUAGGGCGAUUUGUCAAGUCCGUCAGGAGAUAUGUGAAUUUUAAGUACCUAGUAGAAGAAUUUCAGAUGCAUGCCACGUCAGCA
This is a messenger RNA of Aspergillus neoniger CBS 115656, 936 nucleotides long. RefSeq lists its product as uncharacterized. Gene Ontology annotation, molecular function: oxidoreductase activity, acting on the CH-OH group of donors, NAD or NADP as acceptor. The record is from RefSeq and is a predicted model, not a curated record. The annotation marks the transcript as partial. Lineage: Eukaryota; Fungi; Ascomycota; Eurotiomycetes; Eurotiales; Aspergillaceae. The transcript is spliced from 2 exons.